Ostreococcus lucimarinus CCE9901 is the source of this 964-nucleotide messenger RNA. RefSeq lists its product with no specific name. The coding region runs from base 56 to 964 and encodes 302 amino acids. Lineage: Eukaryota; Viridiplantae; Chlorophyta; Mamiellophyceae; Mamiellales; Bathycoccaceae. The record is from RefSeq and is a predicted model, not a curated record. The transcript has a single exon.
GAUCGAGGCGGGAAGGAGAGCGACGCAUGGAGGGCAGAGCGCGAAUGAGUGCUUGAUGAUCGUGCCGAGCGCGUUCGGGACGAACGCGCAGGCGGCGCGCGAUAAUCACUUUAUGGCGUCGACGAGCGACGGAUUGAGCGUUUUGGAGAUUCGCGAACGCGCGGUGGCGGAGCAUAAGGCGCUGUAUCGAGGUUUACGAGCGCUCGGGAUCGAGAUUAAUUUGUUCACGCACGACGAGAAGCACGCCACGCCGGACGCGUGUUUUCCGAACAAUUGGCACACGCUUCGCGAUGGAAAGUUGAAACUCUUUCCGAUGAAGGACGAAAACCGCCGACUCGAGCGUCGGGAGGAUAUCAUCGAAUUCUUGAAGCACAAGCACCCGAAUUUGGUCGUGGACGACUCGCUGUUGCGAUACGAGCGUCAAGACCCUCCAAAGUUUCUCGAAGGCACGGGAUCGCUCGUGGUCGACCACGAAGAACGCGUCGCGUACGUCGCGCUUUCCGAACGCGCGCACGAGGAAGUCGUCGCCGAGCACUGCGCCGCCGAAAAUCUCACGCCGAUUACGUUUAAAGCCCUCGACGCUCGAGGUCGACCGAUCUACCACACCAACGUCAUGAUGAGCGUGUGUUCUUCCGUCGCCAUCGUCUGCGCCGACUCCAUCGCCGAUCCCGCCGAUCGUCGACGCGUCCUCGACGCGCUCGCCGCGGGCGGCCGCCGUGAAAUCAUCACCAUCACCCACGCCCAAGUCGACGCCUUUUGCGGCAACGUCCUCGAGCUGCGCACCGCUUCCGGCGAGCCCGCCCUCGCGUGUUCCGCCCGCGCUUUCGCCGCCUUCGACGACGCGCAGCGCGCGCGACUCCGCGCCGCCUUCGACGACCGCGUCGUCGCCGUCGAUUUCUCAACCAUCGAGCGCGUCGGCGGCGGCGGCGUGCGCUGCGCCGUCGCCGAGCACUUCGUUCCCUGA